AUGACUGCUUCCAACAUCGAGACACGCUCCUUCAUCGCUGGCGAGUUCGCCCAGACCUCGGGCGGCUCCUUCACCCUCAAGAACCCGUCAAACGGGGAGACGGUCUGCGAGGUGUCCAUCGCGGGCAAGGCCGACGUCGACAGGGCUGUCGCAGCUGCUGCUGCCGCUCAGCCAGCGUGGGCUGCUCUCCCGGCUGCCCAACGCGCUGCCUGCUUGAACAGGUGGGCGGACUUGAUUGACAAGAACGUCGAGAAGAUCGUCCAUGUCGACGCAAUCUCCGUUGGCAAGCCCGUCGGCCCUCAAACGAAUGAGAUCGGUAUCACGGCCAAUCGCAUCCGCUACGAGGCAUCUCUCACGCUGAGCCUUGUCGGCGAAUCCUCGACUUUGACGCCUGGACAGCUUGGCCUCAUCCUUCGCGAGCCGUACGGUGUCGUCGCAGGUAUUUGCCCGUGGAACGUCCCGACCAUCAUGUUCGCCGGUAAGGCAGCUCCUGCCGUCGCCGCCGGAAACGCCAUCAUCAUCAAGUCGUCCGAGAAGUCGCCGCUCAGUUCGCUCAUCCUCGCCGGCUUGACUGUCGAGGCUGGGUUCCCGCCCGGCAUCAUCCAGGUCCUCUCCGGUUUGGGCGAGACCGGCGCUGCGCUCGCCGAGCACCCUGAGAUUCGCAAGAUCUCGUUCACCGGCUCGACUCGCACCGGCCGUCGCGUCGCCGAGGCUGCCGCCAAGUCGAACCUCAAGGCUGUCUCGCUCGAACUCGGCGGCAAGAGCCCGACAAUCCUUUUCGAAGACGCCGACCUGGAGCAAGCCGUCCCGGCCUGCACCUUCUCGCUGCUCUGGAACAGUGGCCAGAUCUGCAUGGCCAACACGCGACUCUACGUUCACGAGAAGAUUGCCGACAAGUUCCUCGAGAUGUUCAAGGAGCACUGCGGCAACUUCAAGCAGGGCGAUCCGCUCGACCCGCAGACUUUCCUAGGUCCCCAAGCGGACGAGAUCCAGGGAAAUAUCGUCAAGUCGUACCUCGAGGCGGGCAAGAAGGAGGGCAAGAUCGCGAUGGGCGGCGAGGCUGUCGCGGGCAAGGGCCACUUCAUUCAGCCGACCAUCUAUACGGACGUCUCGGAGGACGCCAAGAUCAACAAGGAGGAGAUCUUUGGUCCCGUCGCCGUCGUCCACCGCUUCACUGACGAACACGAAGUGGUUCGUCGUGCGAACGAUUCCGAGUACGGCCUCUACGCCUCCGUCUGGACGCAAGACAUCGACCGCGCCGUGCGAGUCGCUCGCAAGCUCGAAGCCGGCACCGUCGGCGUGAACGCGACGUCGCCUUCGACGGCGAACGAGCUCGUUUUCGGCGGAUACAAGCAGUCUGGCUGGGCGCGCGAAGGAGGCGUCAACUCGCUCCACCUCUGGACUCAGCAGAAGUCGGUGGUCAUCAAGUACAAGAGUGCGCUCUGA
Messenger RNA from Rhodotorula toruloides NP11, 1446 nucleotides. Its product is annotated as aldehyde dehydrogenase. The transcript has 9 exons. Bases 1 to 1446 code for a protein of 481 amino acids. Gene Ontology annotation, molecular function: aldehyde dehydrogenase (NAD+) activity. Lineage: Eukaryota; Fungi; Basidiomycota; Microbotryomycetes; Sporidiobolales; Sporidiobolaceae. The record is from RefSeq and is a predicted model, not a curated record.